Molecule: messenger RNA, 2340 nt
Organism: Anolis carolinensis (green anole)
Lineage: Eukaryota; Metazoa; Chordata; Lepidosauria; Squamata; Anolidae
Gene: hoxa13
Product: homeobox A13
Exons: 2
Coding region: 57-1043 (328 amino acids)
Biological process (GO): regulation of transcription by RNA polymerase II
Molecular function (GO): RNA polymerase II cis-regulatory region sequence-specific DNA binding; DNA-binding transcription factor activity, RNA polymerase II-specific
Source: RefSeq, a predicted model, not a curated record
CUGUGGGGCUUUUAAAAAAGAGCCACGCGCCUCGCGUCCUCGAUGCGGAUCGGGCUAUGACAGCCUCCGUGCUCCUCCAUCCCCGCUGGAUCGAGCCCGUCAUGUUCCUCUACGACAACAGCAGCCUGGAGGAGAUCAACAAGAACAUGGAAGCCGGCUUCCACGCGGCGGUGGCGGCGGCGGCGGCGGCGGCGGGCGGGGGCUCCAACUUGGUGGCCGCCAACCAGUGCCGCAACCUGAUGGGCCCCGGCCCGGCCGCCUACUCCUCCCCCAGCGAGGCGCCCUCGGCGGUCAUGGCCGAGCCCGGCCCGGCUGUCAAGCAGUGCAGCCCCUGCUCCGCCGCCGUGCAGAGCCCCCCGGGCCCCGCCGCCCUGCCCUACGGCUACUUCGGCAGCGGCUACUUCCCCUGCGGCAUGAACCACCACCCGCACAACGCGCCCCCGCCGCCGCCGCCCCCGCCGCCGCUCAAGUCCUGCGCCCAGCCCGCCGCCGCCGCCUUCGCCGACAAGUACAUGGACACCUCCGCCGCCGCCGCCGCCGGGGAGGACUUCAGCUCCCGCGCCAAGGAGUUCGCCUUCUACCAGGGCUACCCGGCCGGGCCCUACCACCAGCCCGUGCCCGGCUACCUGGAUAUGCCCGUGGUGCCCGGCCUGGGCGGGCGCGGAGAGCCCCGGCACGACUCCAUGCUCAUGGAGGGCUACCACCAGCCCUGGGCCAUCGCCAACGGCUGGAACGGGCAGGUCUACUGCCCCAAGGAGCAGAACCAGCCGCCCCACCUCUGGAAGUCGACUCUCCCCGACGUGGUUUCCCAUCCUUCCGAUGCCAACUCCUACCGACGUGGGAGAAAGAAACGCGUGCCUUACACCAAGGUCCAGUUAAAAGAACUCGAAAGGGAAUACGCUACAAAUAAAUUCAUUACCAAGGACAAGCGGAGAAGGAUAUCAGCCACUACAAAUCUCUCAGAGAGGCAAGUCACAAUCUGGUUCCAAAACAGAAGGGUUAAAGAAAAAAAAGUCAUCAACAAAUUGAAGACGACCAGUUAAUGGAUUAAGUGGAAAUGCAGCUGCUCGGAGGCCUGAAAACUCUCUUUUUUGGUCCAGAAUCAAAUAAUAAUAAUAAUAGUAAUUAUAAUAAUAAUAAUUAAAAAGACAAGACGAUGAACUUCUUCUUUCGCAAGAACUCUGUGUCUCUGGGGAAAUGGCUUUUGAAUAAGUAUGGGUCAUAGAAUUGCUGUUGAGACUUGACAGUUCGCCCUGAUACCCACAAGAGACCAUUGUAAUGGCUCCAAAUGCCCAAAGCAGAGAUAUUUCAGUUUCAGAUUUGAAAGAAAAAUAUACUUUUUUUGGUUGAAAAGCGUGUAAGUAUGACUAUGACUUUUCUAGGACACUAUUUAGGACUAAAAUUUGAUUUUUUUUUUCAAAAAAUGCAAGUGUGCAUAUAUAUGUGCAUAAUUCAAUUCCAUAAAUUGCUGUCAAAAAAAAAAGCAUGCGGAAUGGUUGCUCAGGUGAACAUAGUGCAGGAAAAGUACAAUUACUGUAUUAUGUUAAAGCAAUGUAUUCUAUGUUUUCUUUCUUUCUUUUUUCGAGGAAGGUACUGAAUAAGCAUUACAAACACAGCAAUAUGAGUAUAACUCUGAGGAGAACUCAUCUUGGAUAAAAAUUUAAAGCAACACAAACUAUUGGGGGGACAUAUACCAAAAACAGAGGGAGGGGCCUUUCUUGAAAAUAUCUUUAAUUUUUUUCAGUAUUUCAUAUUUUUGAUACAAAAACUCAGUGGGGAUAAUGUGUAUUUCAGAAAUUUGGAAAGAGUUGCUCCAGCUUGUCAAUUUUAGUGAUGUUAAGCAAUUAUAAAAUGGUGUAAAUCCCACAAAUUCUUAUUUUAAUCCAUGUGCGCCUCCAAUAAAGAGAAGCACAUGAAUGUUGGGAAGAAUGCUCCCUUUUCUGUGAGAAACAUUCUCAAAGAACCCCAUCAAAUAUAUUUCGCUUCCCAGAGAUAGUUUGAUUUCUAUAUUUUAUAUUUUGAUCUAUGAGUAAUUAGUCCUUUUUUCUUCUUGGUUUUACAGUUAUGAGACUGGGUAGAAAGUGUAGGAAUCCAUUUCACAGCACUUUCCCCCCAAAACCAGAUCAGUUAUUUCAACCAGCACACUACUUUUUUCCUAUACACCAUAAGAUGCUAUCUUGUAAAUAUAAUACAGUAAUAAUAAUAAAAAAAAUCAGCGCACUGUGAAAAUGUAUUUGUGCACCCUCCUUUUUAUAUAUAUUUUUACUGAAAAUGGAAAUUUAAGUGCUGUAGAUAGAUGCUAGAGUUCAAAUUGUUAAUAAAACAGUCACUGUGAUAAAA